GAAAACCUCUUCCUCUUUGCCCUCAAAAAACCGCUCUCCCUCUCUCGACGUUUUAUUCUACGUGCCUGUUUACAUCAAAUAAUGCAGGCUUCCGCUCUCCGUCUGGCACGACAAGCAAGCUCUCUACCUCUCCGAAGAUGCCUUGCGACGACAGUUAACCCAGCACACGUCGCCAGCUCUUCUGCCUCGUCGCCUUCCCCAACUAGGGUCACAGCACAGCAGUCUAUCAUUCCCCUCGGAAACAUUGAAGCUCAAUGGGAGAGGAUGAGUGUGGAAGACAAGACGACGGUGCAUGAGCAGUUGGAAGAGAUUAUGAAGAAAGACUGGAAGCAACUUUCCAUAGACGAGAAGAAGGCUGCCUACUACGUCUCCUUCGGUCCUCAUGGUCCUCGAGCACCGAUAAGCCAACCAGGAGACAACUGGAAGAUCCUUGGUUGUGUUAUUGCACUCGUCGGCGUGUCUGCUAUUAUCUCUGGGACCAUCCGUUCAUAUGGCCAAGAGACACCUCGGACGCUAUCUAAAGAAUGGCAAGAGGCUUCGAACGAGCGUGCCAGGGAGCAAAAGAUGAAUCCUCUCACUGGUAUCGCGUCGGAAGGCUACUCAGGGACGGGUUUCGUAUCCAAGUAGAAAGAACACUUGCUAGAAAUUUAUUCUAUUCAAUGUGUCAAUGGGGAAAAAACGCUAGUUUAUCUUUCUGGUCUUCUUUCCCCUCCUCCAGUUUUCUUUAACCUCCUUUCGUCGCUGUCUACUCAACAAUCAACACUCUUUGUCGUUUACAAUACUCCAGCCCAUAACCCUUGCCUUGACUUUGGGGAGGGGUGAAUUAGAACACCCCAGGGUUUCCCGUCCUCCCGUCUAUUGUCAAGACUCAAUGCCCACCCACAUUCUUCAUCAUGACAGUUGGGUUAUGUCACGGUGGGCCUGGACUGUGUCAAGUCCUCCGUGUCUAUACUGUAGAUAUACAUAGAAUGGUUCGAGGGUGGGAAGUGUCAACUACAGACUGUUUUCGGACCUUUGUCGAUGCCCC
This is a messenger RNA of Marasmius oreades (fairy-ring Marasmius), 1027 nucleotides long. RefSeq lists its product as uncharacterized. NCBI's taxonomy places the organism in Eukaryota, Fungi, Basidiomycota, Agaricomycetes, Agaricales, Marasmiaceae. The transcript is spliced from 4 exons. Gene Ontology annotation, biological process: mitochondrial electron transport, cytochrome c to oxygen. Bases 82 to 627 code for a protein of 181 amino acids. The record is from RefSeq and is a predicted model, not a curated record.